Penicillium verhagenii is the source of this 864-nucleotide messenger RNA. RefSeq lists its product as uncharacterized. The transcript has a single exon. The record is from RefSeq and is a predicted model, not a curated record. The coding region runs from base 1 to 864 and encodes 287 amino acids. NCBI's taxonomy places the organism in Eukaryota, Fungi, Ascomycota, Eurotiomycetes, Eurotiales, Aspergillaceae.
AUGUCUGCUCUCCGAAACAGCCGGACUGCCAGAGUGCAGGUCCGUGGUUUCGCGACCUCGCCGAAUCUUCGAGUCGGACCCGAGUCUCCUCAUUUCAUCGAUGUUCCCCGAAUUCUCCAGCCAAACAACCCGGCCAAGCCCAGAGUGAAGGGUACUCUCCCCGUGCCCCGCGAGCUCUUCCCGGCUCGCCGCGCGGAUAAGCCGCGCAAAGCGUAUCUCGAUGCCGCAACUCCUCUCCCUCAAACCGAGCGCAAGGUGAACCCCAAGAGCAGUGACCCCGAGAAGCAGGCCUUCAAGCUCAAGAUGGCGGUUCUACGGAGACAAAACCUUCGUGAGAGUCUCCGCACCCUCCACCAGCGUAAGACAUCUGCGGAGGAGAUUAUUUUCAACAGAAGUCUCGAAAGCCAAAUCCGACGAGAGCGAAUUUUCCAACAACCUGAGCAAGAAGAUGAACGCCUGACACGAUCAUCGGUUGUGCAGGCGAUGCAGUCAAAGGGACACGCAGUCUUGGCGGACCCGAACCGGGAACAGCGUCUGGCCAUUUCCAAGGCGCGGGUAGAGGCAGCUAAGCAAGAGAAGGACACACAGAAACAAGAUGACCUGCAAGCACUGUAUAUGAAUGCUCGCACCUUCAUCAUCAACGAAGAGCAGCUCGCGGCUGAAAUCGACCGCGUUUUCCCCGAUGGCGAGAACCCAGCCUGGAAGAACGACCACCAGACAGGCGAAAAUAUCUGGAAUAUGGGAACUCCCCUCACCGUGCAAAGCAUCGUCAACCAGACCCGCAGGAGUGAGACUGCUCGCUGGGACGUGAUUCAGGACCGAGUCAAGCAGCUCGGUGAGCAAAUCACCGGUGGCAAGCUGUGA